Salvelinus sp. IW2-2015 is the source of this 3492-nucleotide messenger RNA. It is a transcript of the gene agtr2, whose product is annotated as angiotensin II receptor, type 2. NCBI's taxonomy places the organism in Eukaryota, Metazoa, Chordata, Actinopteri, Salmoniformes, Salmonidae. Gene Ontology annotation, biological process: neurogenesis; positive regulation of cytosolic calcium ion concentration; brain development. The coding region runs from base 191 to 1300 and encodes 369 amino acids. Gene Ontology annotation, cellular component: membrane; external side of plasma membrane. The transcript is spliced from 2 exons. Gene Ontology annotation, molecular function: C-C chemokine receptor activity; C-C chemokine binding; angiotensin type II receptor activity. The record is from RefSeq and is a predicted model, not a curated record.
UGUGGUCAAGUUCCUCUUUCAUAGACAUGGAUGACUCCCUAUGGGCCAGGACAUAAAAACCACAGAACCAAGUCUUCAUACAGCCAGUGUUCAGGCAAACACAUCACGGGACUAACUUUCACUGAACAGGAGAAGAUAUAAGGCCUUAGUGGGAGUUGGCUGUAAAAGCAAUCACGGACACAGAGUACCCAUGGCAUCGACACACUCUAACCUCUCAAUGGCCACCAACUCGUCAGAAGAUCUAAUGAUCAAUUCUUCCUCAUGUGAUUCCAUCUCCCCCUCGCUGCAUCAGAACAAGCUGAUCCCCACCAUCUACAGUGUCAUCUUUGUCCUUGGUUUCGUGGGCAAUAUCUUGGUGGUGUUCGUGUUAUGUCAAAAGUCCAACCGUAAAACAGUGGCCAACACUUACAUUGUAAACUUGGCCCUCUCAGAUCUGUUGUUCCUGAUCAGCCUGCCUUUCUGGGCAGUCUACUACUCCUUUGACUACAACUGGAUGUUUGGUGGGCUGAUGUGUAAGCUGUGUGGCUGCCUCCUCUCCCUGAACGUCUAUGCCAGCAUCUACUUCAUCACCUGUAUGAGUGUGGACCGAUACAGAGCCAUUGUCUAUCCCCUCCAGUCUCAGUGCAGCAGGAACCUGUGUCGGGCGCGAGUGGUCAGCGGUGUGAUCUGGACCAUCGCCGGCCUCAUGACCAUCCCCACCAUGGCCUUCCGAGACACYUACCACCUGAAGGAGCUGGGGGUCACGGCCUGCGUCCUCAUCUACCCACCUACCCAGCCCUACUGGUUCCCAGGCCUGGCCCUGACCAAGAACAUCCUGGCCUUCUUGGUGCCUUUCACAGUCAUCGCCAGCUGCUACUGCCGCAUCGGGAAGCACCUCCUGGGGGGACAGCCCAGCCUGGACAAGAGUUCCAGCAACCUGGACCGCGUAAUGAAGAUGGUGGUGGCUGUGGUGCUGGCUUUCUUCGUCUGCUGGUUCCCCUUCCACGUGCUGACCUUCCUGGACGUCCUGAGCACCCUGGGGGUGAUGCACAGCUGUUGGGUGCGCCAGGCCAUCAUUACCCUGAUGCCCUUCACCCUAUGCCUGGGCUUCUCCAACAGCGCCAUCAACCCUUUCCUCUACUGCUUUGUGGGGAACCACUUCCGGGAGCAGCUGUGGCGGCUGUACGAGGAGAAGGCUCCCAGGCUGUCCCAAAAGAGAGACUCCAUCAGCACCAGGCUCAGCUCCUUCUCCAGGAAGCUCAGCGACCUCAAGGACACAGGGCCACUGGAGACUCUGGACCAACACAGUAGGGGCCCCUAGUCUAGGGAGGUUACAUGGCAGGACUAUGAGAGGCCUGUCUGUCAGAUGUGUAACAGUUGACACCGGGGAUCCUGACUGACCCCCAGGCCUAGUCUCCAGGGGACGUUAACCCCCCUAUCUACUCCUAAUUAGGGACAACCUGCAGGCUGGACAGAGGGAAUAUAAACAUAGAUUUAAAUGUCAGUUUAACAUCCCAUGCCACCAAGCUCAUGUUAGGGGGAAGGGAUAUUAUAUCACCAAAUCUACAGUAUAUGUGCUGGGUAAACCUGUCAUGUUUUCUGAGAUACACAGGUCACUGUGAUAAUAAGUGUGUGAAAUAUACAACUACAGUGUAUGUGCCUUUGUACUAGUUACAAUAAUGUAAUAUGUGUAUGUUGUUUUUAUUGUAUAUAAGUAACAGAAAUGUCAAUGAACACAGAGCCUUCUAAACGGCAAGAAAAGGUUCAUGCAAACAUCUACUGUCAACUGUAUCAUUUGUGUCUCUUGAACCAUAAUUAACAUUGUAUUGUGUCAAAUGUACAACCCUUAUCAAGAUAUGCUAUGAAUUAUAUGUUUUCCAGUCACUCUUCAUUUGAUAUAACAGAAUAAUGAAAGCCAGACAGUAAUGGUAGUCUUCUUAGUGUGAAAACAAAACAUAUAUUCAGUUGCGGCCAUGCUCAAGUUGAACAUGGGAAAGCCAGGAGUUGAGUUUUCAUCACAUUGUAGCAAUUUGAACAUGCAUUUGAUUGUUUGUCAUACAAUCAAAACUUGCUGUUUUUUUUCUCCUGACAUUUCUGUUUGCAACAGUAAUGGAGACAAGGACAUAGACUGAGUAACAAGCAUUGAUAUAGGCAGUUCUACUGCCACUYUGUGGCUGGGUUUGAUAACUGCAGGUGCAAAGGAAUUCUCUCUGAUUGAUAAUUGCGUAGUUUUUACUUCAAAUUGUAGUUUUAGUUAUUAAAACUCAUCCAGACCCAUCAUAUUAUCAACUAAUAUGGUCUGAAUAUUACAAUGAACAGAAUAGUGAAAAACAAAUCAAGGUGACGUUCAUGUAAAUACUGGUACUGUACUUCAAUACUGUUUCCUGAAGUGUUUUCCUAAUGACCAGAGAGUACAGAUGUAGGAUCUUAAUUGGAUCACCGUGUUGCAUGAGAAUGUAUAGUGUAUUGGACAUAUUUGAGGUUUAAGAAGGCUUCUGAAGUUUGUAAUUUCCACUUUGAAAUUUCAGAUUGAUUUUCCCUUUCWAAAAAUGUGUCAACCCCUGCAAUCUUCUUUUCAUGAAUUAGAAUUCACAUUUCCUGUUGCUGCAGGAUUAUUUUCCUGCUGUAGCAAACUGGCUCAAAUUAAGAUCCUACAUCUGUAAGCCUAUGUGUGAUCUUUUCUUUCCUCUUAGAAUAUAUCAUUUCCUGUAGAUGCUACCGUACUGUAAAUACUACCAUACCGAUUGUGUGUCAGUGCUGUUCAAAUCAAAUCUUAUUUGUCACAUACACAUGGUUAGCAGAUGUUAAUGCGAGUGUAGCGAAAUGCUUGUGCUUCUAGUUCAGACAAUGCAGUAACAACCAUUCAUAGUGAUGGCAUGCUUCAUUCAGUGUGAUAGAGCAUGUGUCUGUUUACCAUGGAGCUAUCAGCAAGGCCACUACUGAGAGGAUCCUGGKUGCAGUGGGGAAAGAUGGGAGCCAUCUACUCCGAGACAGUGAGAGUGAGGCCAAUACCUACUGCCUAUGUGUUCUGUGAGUACUUGAACAGUAUUGUUGAUCCAUCGUAGGUUUAGUUAUUGCCAUUUUGAUUGACUUUAGCUAUAAAUUCACAUUUGCAUCAAUGCUGUUGUGACGAAAACGCAUCAUUUCUCAGCAAGGCGGGGAUAACAACUUUACAGAAUGAAAACAACAGAUGGAUGAUAUGACAUGCCUUUUUGUAUGACAAAUACGCACCUGUGUUUCCAUCUUUCUGAUUCAUGCUCAUACAGACGGGUUGUUCCAUUUAAUUUGAGUCCAAUUUACACAGACUACCGAAUACCAUAAAUAUUGGACUGUAAUGUACUGUACAGUACGAUUACACUUAAUCACUUUUCAUUGAAUUGCUGUUAUCAUAUUUUUCAGCUAUUUUCACUGAAAGAUGCAAAGAUGUCUAUACCUACAGUGUUCCAAAUCAAGGAGGGGUCCUGGAAAGUUGAGAUGAGAAAAGAGAAAUAAUAAACAUGAUAUCAAUAUCCA